Molecule: messenger RNA, 1528 nt
Organism: Tachyglossus aculeatus (Australian echidna)
Lineage: Eukaryota; Metazoa; Chordata; Mammalia; Monotremata; Tachyglossidae
Gene: CIAO3
Product: cytosolic iron-sulfur assembly component 3
Biological process (GO): iron-sulfur cluster assembly
Cellular component (GO): cytosolic [4Fe-4S] assembly targeting complex
Molecular function (GO): 4 iron, 4 sulfur cluster binding
Source: RefSeq, a predicted model, not a curated record
CAGUGUGGCCGCCAUGGCGUCGCCCUUCAGCGGGGUCCUGCAGCUGACGGACUUGGACGACUUCAUCGGCCCGUCGCAGGAUUGCAUAAAACCCCUGACGGUGGAGAAGAAGCCCGGCAGAGGGGCAGCAAAGAUCCGAAUCGAGGAAGAUGGGAAUUACUUCCAAGUUAACCAGGACGGACAGGCCCAGAAGCUGGAGAAGGCGAAAAUCACGCUGAACGACUGCCUGGCCUGCAGCGGCUGUGUGACGUCGGCGGAGAGCGUGCUGAUCGCCGAGCAGAGCCACGAGGAGCUGACUAGAGCCCUGGCUGCCAACAAAGUGGCGGAGCCUGGCCAAGAGAAGCUGGUGGUGGUGUCCAUCUCGCCGCAGUCCCGGGCGUCGUUGGGAGCGAGGUUCGAGCUGAGCCCCCUGGACACGGCCGGGAAACUGACAGCCUUCUUUCAGAGCCUGGGGGCGCACCACGUGUUCGACACCACCUUCUCCAGGAAUUUCAGCCUCCUGGAAAGCCAGCGGGAAUUCGUGGCCCGGUUCCGGAGACACUCCGCCUCGGAGCCCGCCCUGCCCAUGCUGGCCUCCGCCUGCCCAGGUUGGAUUUGUUACGCCGAGAAGACCCACGGCAGCUUCAUCCUGCCGUACAUCAGCACCGCCAAGUCUCCGCAGCAGGUUAUGGGCUCCCUGGUCAAGGAUCACUUUGCCCGGCAGCAGCACCUCCCCCCGGCCCGCGUCUACCACGUCACCGUGAUGCCCUGCUACGACAAGAAGCUGGAGGCGUCCCGGCCGGACUUCUUCAACCAAGAGGGCCAGACGAGGGACGUGGACUGCGUCAUCACGACGGGAGAAGUGGUGAAGCUGCUGGAGCAGGAAGGGGUGUCCCUGCCGGAUUUGGUGCCCGCCCCCCUGGACCCAACGUUCGGCGGCGGCCCGGCCGCGGAGCUGAUGGGCCACCGAGGGGGCGGGGCGGGGGGCUACCUGGAGCACGUGUUCCGCCACGCGGCCCGAGAGCUGUUCGGCGUCUCCGCGGCCGAGCUCACCUACAAGCCCCUGAAGAACAGGGACUUCCAGGAGGUGACCCUGGAGCGGGACGGCUCCGUCCUGCUGCACUGCGCGCUGGCCUACGGCUUCCGGAACAUCCAGAACGUCGUCCAGAAGCUCAAGCGGGGGAAGUCGCCCUACCAUUACGUGGAGGUCAUGGCGUGUCCGGCCGGGUGCCUGAACGGCGGCGGCCAGAUCAGAGAGGACGGGGCGUCGGGCCGGGACCUGCUGCAGCGCACGGAGCGGCAGUACGCGGCGGCCCGGAGCGAGCCCCCCGAAGCCCACCCCGGCGUGCGGGAGCUGUACGCCCAAUGGCUGGGCGGGGAGGGCUCGGAGCAGGCCGGCCGGCUCCUGCACACCCGCUACCACGCCCUCGAGAAAGCCGGCCCCAGCUUCAGCAUCAAGUGGUGAGGCCGCGGGGGGCCCGGGGGUCUCCGCCGACCUCGGACGGACCCUCCGACCCUGCCCGGGAAACCCACGGAUCCGUCGCCGUGC